Molecule: messenger RNA, 758 nt
Organism: Cylicostephanus goldi
Lineage: Eukaryota; Metazoa; Nematoda; Chromadorea; Rhabditida; Strongylidae
Source: the annotation of a GenBank genome assembly
GUUUCCACGCAAGUAAGAAUUGGUAUUAACACAUUAUUCGCCUUGAAGCAAAUACAUGAUGUGAGCAUAAUUGGGUUCAUUCACCGAGAUGUGAAACCUGCAAACCUAGCUCUUGGAAGACGUGGUACUCGUGAGCACAAAUUCAUACAUUUACUAGACUUUGGAUUAGCUAGAGAAUUUAUUGUAAAUUCUGAAGGAAAAAUCAAAAUGAGAAGGCCACGGCAAAGAGCUCUGUUUCGGGGAACGACUAGAUACUGCUCAAUAAAUACACAUGAAAAGUGCGAGCAAGGACGGGUAGAUGACUUAUGGUGCUUGCUGUACAUGUUAGCUGAGCUACGUGGACCUCUUCCAUGGGCGAAUGCUAGGUACACAAUCAAUUAUAACUAUGAUAUGAGUUUGAGUGCGGGUAGGGGCCUAAUUUACAAUAGCACGACACCCUUGCAUGAUUAUAAGAGAUCACAGGGAUUGAGCAAACUAUCACAGCCUUUAUUCAGUGACAAAAAAGAAGUUCAUGACAUAAAGCAGAACACAGAUAUAGAGGUUGUGCUGGAGAAUUGUCCAGUGCAGUUGAUAAAGUUUGCCGAACACUUGAGGUACAGUAGGAAAGAAACUACUUUUGCAUCUAAUUUCAUGGGCAUCACACUGAACUACUACUCACGUCCUGAUUAUCUGCAUUUAUACACUCUCCUGUCCGACAUCAUGAAAGCAGGCAGGUUCAGAACAGCCUCAAUCAGUGACAAAAGAACAAUUCCAUGACA